Messenger RNA from Grosmannia clavigera kw1407, 2424 nucleotides. Its product is annotated as r3h domain protein. The record is from RefSeq and is a predicted model, not a curated record. The transcript has 5 exons. Gene Ontology annotation, molecular function: nucleic acid binding. Gene Ontology annotation, biological process: galactose metabolic process. Lineage: Eukaryota; Fungi; Ascomycota; Sordariomycetes; Ophiostomatales; Ophiostomataceae. The coding region runs from base 1 to 2424 and encodes 807 amino acids.
AUGGAAGAGCGAAAGAAGGCAAGCAGAAAGGAAACUUCUUCACUUGCUGGCUUUGCUGAGGGGACGGCGGAUCUCGAGGCCUUAAGAGUGACAGAGCUCAAAAGGCCUGAUCUGGUCCUCAGUGGCAUGGCAUCUUCUUCGGCGGAUAGGAGCACCAAGCCAUCCUACAGCAAUGGCAGUAUCCAGUCGCAGCCAUCAUCUGAUGAUGUCUCUCAGAAGGCCGACUCUGAAUUCGGCACAAAGCCUCCCAGUCUCGAUGGCAAAAGCAUCACAUCCGGGACGACCUUCAACGCCCUUGAUGAGAAGGAGAGCUUGAGACCCGAUGACAGCGCAAGCGUCAAGGCCGCAGCCGACGAAGAUGACACGUUCUCGGUCCGUGGCUCCUUGGUGGUCAAUUCUCGCCUGGGCUCUGAUAUUGCCCCUCGCAUCCACCGUAUCCAGAUUGGUGAUAUGCCACCCCGUAUCAUUGCCCACAUAAGCCCGGAGCCGGCUGUUCCUGGCAUCGUGACCCCUCGGAGCCUAUCCUCAGAGCAGCAACCGGUGACUGAGGCUCGGGUGCAGUUGGCCACGAUCACAGUGCCUCCCGAUGCUCUGAAUGGGCAGAGCCCGGAUGAGAAGCUCCUCGAUGCGAUGCAGACUCCAAAAGACCGCCUCUUUCUUCUCAGGCUGGAAAGCGACGUUGUCAAUUUCGUGCAAAACUCAAAGGAACCGUUCAUGGACUUGCCACCGAGCAACUCUUUUUGUCGGAUGCUCACGCACAAGCUGGCUGAUUACUACCACAUGACACACUCUUUCGAGGCCGUCGCCGGUUCUGUUCGCAUAUUCAGGACACCGUUCUGCCGCGUUCCCCCACCGCUGGCCAGCCUGGUCGCUGUCAACCCUCCGAGUAGCAACACGCCUCCUCCGACCAUCCAGCCAAAGAAGAUCAUGCGGCGAGGUGAAGACACGGAACUCUCUCUUAGCGCAGGGCCAUCGAAGGCAAAUUCUGAGACUGGAAGUGACUCCAAGGACAAAGGAGCCCGGGCAAAGGAAACUUUGUCGAGAGAAGCCCGCGAAGAGGCCUACAACAAAGCGAGGGAGCGCAUCUUUGGCAGCUCCAUGCCGGCAGAGUCGUCCACACCUGAAAACGACGACGGGACGGGGAUCUCACGAGCAAGCUCUGUGUCCGCAAAGGACAAGGCAGCCUUGAACAAGAAACUAAAGGCAGGAAAGCAAAGGCGAGACGACUCAGAGAGUUUUGACUCCAGGUCUCAGUAUACCCCAUACUAUACGCACCCGCAACAGCCGACUUGGAUUCCUCCGCAAUACAUAAUCCCCGCAGGCAACGUCCAGUACUCCCAAGGGCAGGCCGUCAUGCAACAGGCACAGCCCCCUCUGUCCCAGCAGCAGGUGCAGCCACUGCCGGCGCAAGUUCAAACGCCACCUUUCGCCAACGCAAUACAGCCGCAGGUUGCGUAUGGCAACCCGCCAUCGGGCUAUCCUCAAGCAGCACCAGGCAAUGGUCUUGUUCCCCAGGCCGGCGCCUCCCCUCAGCAAUAUCCCCCACAGCCAGUGCCAUCGCGCUACCCGACACAAUCCGCUCCUCCCGGCUUUCCAUAUGCUCCGACCGUCCAGCCAGGCAUGGCGGCACAGCGGUGGCAGCAGCCCCCUCCAUCAUUCAGUCCGAACCCAUUCCCGAGUCCACAGUCACGAACGUUGCCGCCUCAUGUCGGAAUUCCAUAUGCGUUUGGCCAGCUGCCCGUCAAUGUUAAUCCCAACGACCCGAAGAGCCAGCACCCCAUUCCUGGAAGCUAUGCGGGAAACUACAAUCGCCAUUCGUUUAACCCGCAGACUCAGUCGUUUGUGCCCGGGAACGGAGCGAUACCGCCGCCGGGUCCACCGAUGCACUACGGUGGCGGCAUGCAUGUACCUAUGGUCGGCCUUCCACAGGGUCAAACUGCAGGACCGCCGAAUGCAUAUGGUGGAAAUGGUUAUCAACAGCUACCAGCGCUCUCGGUGUCUCCGUACGGCGAGGGUCCCGUGUCCAGCUACGGCAUGCUGCGACAGGGUUCAAACAACUCGGGGCCGCCGUUCGCUCAGGCUCAGGUUCAGGGGCCGAUGGCAUAUCAAGGACCGGGACCGGCUUCGCAUGGUGUGACUCCGCAUGGGCCGGCACUGGACCCUGCUGUUCACGGCCCUCGCAGCCAAGUGGCCGCUCGCGGACCCAAUAUGGUGCCGUUUCACGCGCCCCCGCGGGGACCGUCUCACGGCGCAGCACACAUCCACAAGCAACACGUCCAACACGGUCCUGUAUAUGGACCGAAGAAGGCAGGCGUGGCACCGGGUCCGGUAGCAAGGCCGCAGGCAUUCAGCUAUCUGCCCAACUACGGGAACCCAGCGACGUUGCCGCAAAAGCCUGCGACGGCGGCAGAACUGCGACAUUGA